AUGGCGGUUCUUGUCGACCUGACCCUUGCCUCGACUUCCGUGCCUUCCCAGGAUAAGAAUCUGAUAAUGCUUCGUCGGCUACCUGGACGGGUUGAUUGUAAGCCACCAAGGAUUCCAUCGGCUGCUAUGCGCCAGGCAUCCGCACCGCGCAGGUACGCAAGCGUGGAGAAGACGAGGAACACUGCCACAAUCUUCAUGCACUUUGAAAGUGUCGGAAACGGCGGAAAAGUCAACUUGCUAUGCUGUGUUCCACGCGCCUGUCUGGCUGGGCCCAACCUGGAAAUGGGGCGAGUUCGGCCAAUGCAUUUGAACGCCCCUUUCCACGCUGCACACAGCUCAGUGUUUCCCCCCAAAAAGGGUCAAUUUGCCGAUACAACGCAUACAAAUAGGCCAUUCUACGUCGAGGUUGGUCCCCAACCAAAGAUACCGUCGCUUGCUAUACUCCGAGCCUUUCCAGCUUCGAUGGCUUCUGUUCAAGCUCCUGGAUCUGUCCGAACCUUAUCCCAGCUACUCAAAAGAGCGGCAGAGACAAAGGGUCAUCUCUACUUUUACUCUGAAAAUGUUGCGGAACCCGGUCUUUCCACCCUAUCCUACCGCGAACUCUUGUCCGAGGCACGCGAUAAGGCAAGAUUGAUCAACCACAGCAUCCAAGCUCAGUCGCCGGAGUCGGUCUUGUUGACACACUUCGAUUCACAGCGUGACAGCAUUGUCUGGUUCUGGGCGGCGACGUUGGCAGGAUUUCUGCCAUGUAUUAUGUCACUUCCGCUGGUCAAUAACAUUGGGCAGCGCAAAAAGCAUCUACGCCACCUGCACGGCCUACUGAAAGAGCCGACCAUAAUCACCACCAACAAACUUGCAGCUGAGUUUCUUGAUCUGUGCGAAUUGAAAGUUAGAACUGUCGAGGACCUUCGAUACGUUGAUUGCGUUGAGAAGUUUGCGAGUCAGGAUGCCGGACAAAAAGCAGACGCCGGCAGCAUCGCGGCGCUAAUGUUGACAUCCGGGAGCACAGGCAAUGUCAAGGCAGUUCCACUCCGCCAUGGCCAAGUCCUCGAUGCCGUCACUGGAAAAAGCGCACAUCACAGGACCACAACUGCCGACAUCUUUCUCAAUUGGGUCGGAUUAGAUCAUGUCGCAAGUCUAGUAGAAAUCCAUCUUCAUGCAAGAACUAAAUCAAGCUUUCUAGUGAGCCUUGGAGCCAGUCAAAUUCAUGUUCCUGCGCCGCCUCUCAUUCAAGACCCAAUGCAAUUUAUUCGACUUCUGGACACAUACAAUGUCACUUACACCUUUGCGCCCAACUUCUUCUUGGCCAUGGCUCUGGACACUCUGGUUCUGAGUCCAGGUUGUACAGCAAAUCUUUACAAUCUGAGGGCUUUGAUAUCAGGCGGCGAGUCAAAUCCUACAUCAACUUGCCAUGAGCUUACGCGAGAACUACGCCGUCUUGGCUGCAAGGGUGAGGUAAUACGCCCAGGUUUUGGAAUGACGGAAACAUGCGCUGGUUCCAUCUAUUCCAUACAUUGCCCCUCAUACGACAUCGAGCGAUCUGUUGAAUUCGCGAGUCUGGGUUCGUGCAUACCAGGGAUGAAAAUGCGCGUCAUGAGCCUCCAUGAUCCCCAGGAUGAAGCUCCCAAAGGCCACACCGGCCAGCUUCAGGUCACUGGAAAAAUGGUAUUUAGCCACUACCUCAACGACGAAAAGGCGACGAAAGACUCCUUUAGUUCAGACGGCUGGUUCAUUACGGGAGACCUGGCAUGGAUUGAUGAUGCCAGCAAUCUUCAUUUGGCUGGCCGUAUCAAGGACUCCAUCAUCGUCAAUGGCGUUAAGUGGAGUGCAACCGAGCUGGAAAGCGCACUCGAUGAUGAGAGGAUUCCAGGGAUGACUCCAUCUUUCACGGUUUGUUUCCCGACCCGGACGGCUGGGUCACCGACUGAGAGUAUCGCCAUCGCCUACUCCCCGCGAUUCCGUGACGAAGAUCUCCGUGCGCGCUCUGAGACGGUCAGGGCAAUCACAAGGUCAUCACUAGGCAAGAUCUCGCGCUCCAAAAUCCGCGCUGCACUCGAGAGUGGCCAAUUCGGACCGAUUGAGUGCGAAGACCAACAGCUCCUCGACCAAGACAGACAGCACAAAAGGCGGGGCGCCGAGACUGACAGCGAGAAGGUUGUGCAGGGCAUAUUAGCCGACCUUUUGAAGAUGCCUGUUGUGGAGAUUGACGUGGAGACGUCCAUCUUCGACCACGGCGUCGACUCGAUGCAUCUCAUCCUUCUGAAAUCCAGAAUACAGGGGGCGAUUGGCGGCCAGGUUGACAUCCCCAUGCCAACCGUCGUCGCUAUCGCAUCCGCCAUUGACCGGCUCGUAUCGCAUCCAAUCAUUUACACCCCGAUUGUGCCAUUGCAGCAGAAUGGAUCUGGCACACCCUUGUUUUGUAUCCAUCCCGGCAGCGGAGACAUCCUCGUGUUCAUUGCUCUUGCAGCACACUUCCCGACCCGUCCCGUGUAUGCCCUCAGAAGUCGGGGUUACAAUCCUGGGGAAUCCUUCUUCUCUUCUAUCGAGGAGACUGCGGAACGUUACGCAGCAGGGAUCUGCAAGGCACAGCCGCAGGGACCCUAUGCCAUUGCAGGCUACUCACUUGGUUCCACGCUCGCCUUCGAGGUUGCAAAGGUGCUCGAAAAGCAGGGUCGAGAAGUAAGGUUCCUGGCUAGUAUCGACUACCCGCCACACAUUGCGCAUUACGUGCGCGGCUUGGAUUGGAUUGAUGUUCUUUUACACAUUGCAUUUUUCCUGGAGCUCGUUGAUGAGGAGACCAUGAAGGACAUCACUCCCCACUUGCACACACUCAACCGCGACGAAGCGCUGUCUUACGUCCUCGGAGUCGGCGAUGCUGAACGUGCCAGUGCUCUCGCCAUUGACAUUGAAAGGCUUGCGUUGAUCUCAGACAUUGCCGAGAACUUCCGUGUCAAUGUACAAAGCUAUGAACCUGAAGGCAACGUCAAUAAUCUAGACGUGUUUGUAGCGGACCCGCCGUCUUACGCGGCUCAUGACCGACAAGACUGGAGGGAAAACAGGCUUGAACGCUGGGUGGACUUCACGCGGACAGGAGCAGAGUUCCACAAUUGCCCGGGCAUUCAUGCAAAAAUGCUCAACAAGGAACAUAUGGCCGACUUUGCGAAAAUAUUCAAAGCGGCCAUGAGAAUGAGAGGCGUCUAG
This is a messenger RNA of Colletotrichum lupini, 3201 nucleotides long. RefSeq lists its product as uncharacterized. The transcript is spliced from 9 exons. The record is from RefSeq and is a predicted model, not a curated record. Gene Ontology annotation, molecular function: CoA-ligase activity; phosphopantetheine binding. Gene Ontology annotation, biological process: biosynthetic process; secondary metabolic process. NCBI's taxonomy places the organism in Eukaryota, Fungi, Ascomycota, Sordariomycetes, Glomerellales, Glomerellaceae. Bases 1 to 3201 code for a protein of 1066 amino acids.